AUGUUGGCUAUGGACCAAGGAGUGGUGGAGGAAUGGCUGUCAGAAUAUAAGACCUUGCCUGACAGCGCCGUGUCAGCCUAUGCUGCAUCACUUAAAGACAAAGGUGCUCUUGUCCCAGCACUCUACAAGGUCAUCCGGGAGAACUACAGCGAACUGCUGGAACCGGUGUGUCACCAGUUGUUUGAGUUUUAUCGGAGCGGCGAGCCCCAGCUGCAGAGGUUUACCCUUCAGUUCCUUCCGGAGCUCCUGUGGAGUCUUCUGUCUGUCAGCGCGGCAAGGGACCCGCACACCUCGGGCUGCAUCGAAGCCCUUCUUUUGGGCAUUUACAAUUUGGAAAUAGUUGAUAAAGAUGGGCAAAGUAAAGUAUUAUCCUUCACGGUUCCUUCCCUCUCCAAACCUUCAGUGUACCACGAGCCAUCUGCCAUCGGUUCCAUGGCCCUGACAGAAGGCGCUCUCGCCAAUCAUGGGCUGAGUAGGGUGGUCUACAGCGGGCCGCUUCUACAGAGAGAAAACUUUACAGCACAAAACAGAUUUGAGGUGCUAACCUUCCUGUUAUUGUGCUACAAUGCUGCUCUCAGCUACAUGAGCUCCACAUCCCUCCAGUCGCUCUGCCAGAUCAGCUCCAGAGUCUGUAUAUGUGGUUACCCACGGCAACAGAUCCGACGCUACAAAGGUAUCAGCACGCGGAUGACGGUUACAUCAGAGUUCUUGGUUCAGCUCCUCACGGGCAUACACUAUGCAUUGUGUAACGGUGAAGCAGAACUCGGAUCCAAAGCCUUGGACGACGUCCUAUAUCGAGCCCAGUUAGAGUUGUUCCCUGAAGCGCUGUUGAUGGGGAACGCCAUCAAGUCCACACAGCAGGGCGCAACUCUUAAAAACAACACUAAGGAGGGCACGCGAAGUAUCCAGGUGGAGAUCACGCCCACCGCCUCCAGGAUUUCUCGAAAUGCUGUCACUUCUCUUUCUAUACGGGGGCACCGCUGGAAAAGACACGACGCAGUGGAUUUGGGUUCCCCGGAUGAGCUGAUGGACAUUUCCGAAGCGGAAGAAGGCCCGUGGCCGGGUGGGGCGGCGCCCGACGCAACCCCGCCCACUAUCACCAUCAGCAACAGCGUCACCACGUUAAACCUGGGGGCCAAAGCCAUGAAGAAAUGUCGCCUCGGGGGCCGCGGCAGCAAGGACAACGACGGCGCUGACGUGUCCGUCAAACGCGUGGCGCUAACGUCCAGCCAGUCUGUGCCCAAAACGGGUGCGCUUAGCAGCCUGACGCGCACCGCUAGCGCCGUUUUCUCUCGCUCUUUCGAGCAGGUCGCCGCCGGUUCCGCCCCGCCGUCCGGUAACCACACCAACGCCGAUCCCGGCCGGUAUUCCUGCUCCCUGCAGGAGGACGGUAGCGGAUUUCUAAACUCGGGGCCCAACCACACGCAACGUUCGCCUAGCAUUAGCGUGCACCUCAGCUCGGACCUUUAA
Molecule: messenger RNA, 1470 nt
Organism: Nerophis lumbriciformis (worm pipefish)
Lineage: Eukaryota; Metazoa; Chordata; Actinopteri; Syngnathiformes; Syngnathidae
Source: RefSeq, a predicted model, not a curated record